This is a messenger RNA of Rotaria sp. Silwood1, 1986 nucleotides long. NCBI's taxonomy places the organism in Eukaryota, Metazoa, Rotifera, Eurotatoria, Philodinida, Philodinidae. The record is from the annotation of a GenBank genome assembly.
AUGAUUAUUAUGGAUGCGGAUAAUCUUACUGCACAGCAAAUUCAAAACAAAUUAAAAUUCAAAUAUUUUGAAUUAGUUAAAAAUGAAAAAGGUAGUAAUGAUAUAUGGAAAAAUGAUGUAUCUUUGGUUGGAAAGAAAAAUGAAAAUGAUAUUAUUGAUGUAUUAGAAGGUUGGAUAGCUUGUAACUAUUGUCAUACGGCUUAUCGAACACAUGCUAAAAAAGAUUCUAAUGGUAAAAGGAAAAAUUUUGGAUUAAAUUCAGUACAUGAUCAUUUGAAACAAUGUAAAUUAAAAUCAAAAGCUAAUGAAAUUAAUAAUCAAAAUGAUAAAACAUCUGGAUAUAUUAUUCAACCAAAAUUUGCUUAUAAUAAAAAGGCAUUACCAGACAAAUAUAAAUUAAAAAUUAAAGAUGCUGAAUUAAAAUUCGUGGUUGCCGGUUCACAUUCAUUUAAUUCAUUAGAAAAUGAUGGAUUAUUACAAUUAUUUCAAACUGGUAUUGAUAUUGGUGCAAAUUUAGGUUUAUUAGAUGUUAAAGAUAUAUUCUAUGGAAGACAAACUAUUCGUGAAGAAGUUGUAUCCAAAUUUGAUCAAUAUACAGAUCAAGUACGUUCUUUAUUAGAAGAACCAAUUAAACAACAUUGCAUUGCUGCCACAGCUGAUCUGUGGACUGAUGAUUUAAUGAAAAGAAGUUAUUUGGAUUUUACAGUAUUUUAUGUUAAUAAUAUUUAUGAAUUAAAACAUACUUUAUUAAGAUGCAAACAUUUUGAUGAACAAAAAACUGGAAUUAAUAUAUGGCAUGAAAUAGAACAAAUCUUUCAAUCAUUUAAUUUGUCAUUCGGUGACACACCCAUCACUACAGAUCAAGGUGCAAAUAUGAUUAAAGCAUUAAGUGUAACUGAUGAAGCACGAUUUCCAUGUUUUGCACAUCGAACAAAUACUGUGUUAGAAACAGCAUGGGAAAAUGUUAAAAAAAUUAAUAUUGAAUUUAAAACUUUCUGUACGUCAGUUAGUGAUCUUCGAACUUACUGUCAACAAAGUGGUGGAAUCCAGUUUAAAUUACCAAAAACAUUAAAACGUACAAGUGGUACACGUCCAUGGCGUUCAUAUUUUCUUAUUCAUGAUAGUUUACAUCAAUCAUAUGAGCAAUUGCUGAUAUUAUUACGUGAACGUGGUGAACAACAUCGUCUUAUACACAUUAAUCCACAAUUAUUACAUGAAAUUAGUAAGUUUAUGGAAAAUUUCAGUUUAAUUUUUGAUAGUUUAGAAUUUUCAAAUCGACCAACAUUACAAAAUGUUAUACCAAGUUAUUAUCGAAUGCAUGAAUGUUGUAUUAUAGACAGAAAACAAAAAAAUUCUAUUAUAAAUUUAUUAAAAGUUGAAAUUGCCAAAGAACUUGAAGAUAAAUAUUGGACGUCGACAACACAAUUACAUUGGAUUGCUGCAUAUCUUGAUCCAACAUUUAAAGAAUUAUUAUUUGUUACUGAUGAAAAAUUUUUAUCUGAACAGAAGAAAUUAAUUAAAGAUGGUAUUUAUAUUUUGGCUAAUGAUUUUAAAGAUGUUAUUUUAUCAUCCAAUGAAUCUUCACAUAAAAAUGAUUCACCACCAACAAAAAAAAUGAAAGAAGAUCCUUUUGCAUCAAUGCGUGGUGUACGAACAACAACAUCUUCAGUUAUUGUUUCAACAAAUUCAUUUAUUAACGAUGUCAAACGACAAAUUCAAAUUUAUGAAAAUACAUCAUAUGAAUUACCUGAAGAUAAUAAUCCAUUGAUAUUUUGGCGUGAUCAACAAUCAACCUUACCGAUUUUAUCCAAAAUAGCAAAGUCUAUAUAUGUUAUACAAGCAUCUUCGGCUGAAUCGGAACGGCACUUUUCAAUGGCCGGGCGAAUUGUCACAGAAGAAAGGUCUCAAUUGGAUCCUGAAUGUGUCGAAUCAAUUGUUGUUUUAAAGGAAGCCUAUUUAAACAAGACAUGGCCAAUAUCAAAAUAA